This is a messenger RNA of Trifolium pratense (red clover), 983 nucleotides long. RefSeq lists its product as uncharacterized. The transcript has 6 exons. NCBI's taxonomy places the organism in Eukaryota, Viridiplantae, Streptophyta, Magnoliopsida, Fabales, Fabaceae. The coding region runs from base 189 to 638 and encodes 149 amino acids. The record is from RefSeq and is a predicted model, not a curated record.
CGCGAACCCCAAUCAAGCAAGCGCGUUCCUUCUGCACUCAUCUCUCUCUCAAUCAACGACUUCAUAUCCAGUUCCUGCUUCGUUUUCAAAUCAUUAUUUCCCUUUUUCACUUUCAGUUGUUCUAUCCGUUGGAGGAAUUUAAAGGAACGUACAUUGCCACCGCCCGAUUCUCUACUCAAUCACCACAAAUGGAAGUUGCUUGGAAGCGGAGCAUAGAUGAAGAGCCUCAUGCUGAGAAACAAGUAGAAAGAGUUGUUAAGAAGCAAAAGGUAGAGACCAUAGAGGGAAAACCUCAUGUGACAACCUACCCGAUUCUUGCUGAGAAGCAAGAAGUAGAAAAUGCUAAGAAGCCCCAUUCAAAAAACAAAAACGAAGAAGUUGUUAAGCCAGAAGUAGAAGUUGCUAAGGUAGAGAGCUCAGAGGGCUCAAAUGAGUCUUUUGAUCUUGAUAAGGUAGAGAGCUCAGAGUGCUCAGAUGAGGAUUUUGAUCUCGAUUGUGCUACUUACGGGCAAUGGGUGGAAUGGUCUCCUUGCAAUGAUUUUGAUGAGGAUGAAUAUUAUGCAAGAUGGGCACAGAUGAAGACUACGAUUAGUGCUGAUAGCAACAUUGACGAUGAUAUGAGUUCGGAAGAUGAAUGAUUACAGAAGUGGGAAGAAGAAUGAGGACCGAGAAAGAAAAGCAAUUUUUAAUGCAGUAGUUUUUAAAGUACUUUUGGUUAUUAGUAUCUUAUGUUGUUGGCCAGAGAAUUGUAUUAUCUCUAUUUAGGAUAGUUGUCGAUAUCGUGUUGUGUUUAGAGAAGACUGUUGUGAAAUUAGUUAUGAUUAAUUAUUAGUAGCUUGGCAGUACUGUUGUGAUUUUUUUAGUAUCUUGUGUUGGCCUGAGAAUUGUAUUAUCUCUAUUUGUAGGAUACUUUUCAAAUGUUGUGUUUAGAGAAGACUAAAUUUUUACUAGUAGCUUACUGUUGAUUAGUCGAUGUCUUUAAA